AUGUUAUUCUGCAAGAAAACUUUAGUCUUCAAGAUUUUAUGGGUUCUUCUUUUUUUCAGCGUCCAUUGCUUGGCUGCAACUCAUUACCAUUUCAAGGUUAUGGAAGCUCCAUAUACAAGACUCUGCAGCAAAAAGAAGAUCUUGACUGUGAAUGGACAAUUUCCAGGACCAGCUUUACACGUUCAUCAUGGAGACACAAUCUAUGUUACGGUCCAUAACAAGGGCAGAUAUAACAUCACCAUCCACUGGCACGGCGUAAAACUGACUGGAUAUCCUUGGUCAGAUGGUCCUGAAUAUAUUACACAGUGUCCAAUCCAACCUGGAGGGAAGUUCAAGCAAAAGAUCAUAUUUUCCACAGAGGAAGGCACCCUAUGGUGGCAUGCUCAUAGUGACUGGUCGCGAGCGACGGUCCACGGGCCUAUCAUUGUGUAUCCAAAGAUUAAUGGAACUGGAUAUCCUUUUUCCAAACCUCAUGUCGAGGUCCCUAUCAUUUUAGGAGAAUGGUGGAAGAGAGAUGUGAUGGAUGUUCUUCAGGAAGCGGUAAUAACAGGAGGAGACCCCGCCGUCUCUGAUGCUUUUACCAUUAAUGGCCAGCCUGGUGACCUGUACCCUUGUUCAAAGCCAGAAACAAUCAAGCUAAAUGUGGAUCAAGGCAACAGUUACCUGCUCCGGAUAGUAAAUGCUGCAGUAAACACCAUUCUAUUCUUCUCAGUCGCGAAGCAUAAUCUGACAGUUGUCGGAAUAGAUGGCAGCUACGCCAAGCCUUUGACAAGCGGCUACAUAACUAUAGCCCCUGGGCAAACCAUUGAUGCUGUAUUACAUGCCAACCAAGAUCCCAAUCACUACUACAUGGCUGCUAGGGCCUUCACUAGCAGCCCUUCUGUUGCUUUUGAUAACACCACUGCCACUGCUAUAGUUCAAUACAAUGGAAACUACACCCUUUCUUCAUUUCCUUCCUUACCCCAACUCCCUUAUUAUGAUGACACAAAUGCAGCCUAUAGCUUUCUUAGUAGCCUUAGGAGCUUAGCUGACGAAGACCAUCCUGUUCGUGUUCCUUCAAAUAUUACCACUCGUAUAGUUUCCACUCUUUCUGUUAACGCCUUACCUUGCAACAGAAACCGUUCAUGUGAGGGUCCAAAUGGAACCAUUCUUGCUGCUAGCAUGAACAAUAUAACCUUUGUGAACCCUUCAAUUGAUAUACUAGAAGCUUAUUACAAGCAUAUCCAUGGGGUCUAUGGAGCUGAUUUUCCUAGCUUUCCACCUUUGGUGUUUAAUUUUACAGCUGAUAAUCUGCCAUUGAUACUAGAAGUAUCGAAAACAGGGACAGAAGUGAAAAUAUUGCCUUUUAAUUCCGCGGUGGAAAUUAUUUUCCAGGGAACCAAUGUGGUAGCUGGUAUUGAUCAUCCUAUGCAUCUCCAUGGCUAUAGCUUCUACAUCGUUGGGUGGGGAUAUGGGAAUUUUGACAAAGACAAGGACCCUCAAAACUACAAUCUCAUUGAUCCUCCAUUUCGAAACACAGUGACUGUGCCUAGAAAUGGCUGGACCACCAUCAGAUUUGAGGCUACCAAUCCUGGAGUUUGGUUCAUGCACUGUCAUUUUGACCGUCAUCUAACUUGGGGCAUGGAUACUGUUUUCAUCGUUCAGGAUGGGACUGAAGCACGUUUAUCACCUCCCCCACCGGACAUGCCUCCUUGCUAA
Messenger RNA from Populus nigra (black poplar), 1698 nucleotides. Its product is annotated as laccase-15-like. Gene Ontology annotation, cellular component: apoplast. The transcript has 6 exons. Lineage: Eukaryota; Viridiplantae; Streptophyta; Magnoliopsida; Malpighiales; Salicaceae. Gene Ontology annotation, biological process: lignin catabolic process. Gene Ontology annotation, molecular function: copper ion binding; hydroquinone:oxygen oxidoreductase activity. The record is from RefSeq and is a predicted model, not a curated record. Bases 1 to 1698 code for a protein of 565 amino acids.